Messenger RNA from Batrachochytrium dendrobatidis JAM81, 609 nucleotides. RefSeq lists its product as uncharacterized. The record is from RefSeq and is a predicted model, not a curated record. Lineage: Eukaryota; Fungi; Chytridiomycota; Chytridiomycetes; Rhizophydiales. The transcript has a single exon. Bases 1 to 609 code for a protein of 202 amino acids.
AUGCAUUCAUUUGUUAACAUAGCGCCUCUGAUUACCCAAGAAACCCAUCACAGUGAUCAAUGUCUCACUCCUGUUUCGGGAGCCGAGAGUGCAUCCCAAAUCAAUGCAGCAACUGUGUUAUGCAGUUUUUCACACACGAGACGGCAGUCUUUUGUCGCAGUUCCAACGGUCCACAAUGACCCAGAUAGCAGAACACAAUGGGAGAAAGAAUCAUACCAUUCAUCCUCUCCCGAAUCAUCACUGGAUGUAGUGUCUACUUGUAUAAGAUCGCAACGAGGAGCAUUCUCGGCUAUUCUGAUGUUAAGCGAUGACGAUGAAAGUGACUCUUGCUAUGAAACAUUGCAUGCACUGGCCCAAUCACAGCAAAGCGCUGAUGCAAAUGUGUUUUGGUCUACCACUACAGCCAAAAUUGUUGAUGCCAUUAGAAAAGCCUCACACUCUACAGCAUCGGAUCUUGUACCAAAAGUAUCUUCUCGCAAGACUAAUGCAGAGGUAGGAGCAGAUCCCAUUCAUGACUAUGAAGACAUGGUUGAACUGGAAUCUCCCAGAAAGACUUUUCAUGUUAAGCCACAGUUGCAAAUACAUCGAGAAAGGAAUGGUGUCUACUGA